Cyclocybe aegerita is the source of this 558-nucleotide messenger RNA. The record is from the annotation of a GenBank genome assembly. NCBI's taxonomy places the organism in Eukaryota, Fungi, Basidiomycota, Agaricomycetes, Agaricales, Hemipholiotaceae.
AUGGACUAUGUUCUGGAACGUAAGCAUAAUCUUGUGGAAAGAUCGAAGAACUUCUCUAGCGUUAAGAAGACGCCUGAGGCUGCAACGCGGAAUGAAGAGGGUGCCAUCAGGAUACUGGCCGAGAAUAUCUAUUCCUUAAAACAUCUCGGCAACGCGCCAAUCAGGUAUGGAGGCACAGGCCCCGAGCUGUUCCGUGCCUUCCAAUCACAACGACGUCGACAACCAAACGUUACGAUUAUCUCUGAGCUCAGCCUUCGGCCAGUUUCAGACCAUCUUGCGACAACACUAGGAAACACCCCGGCUUCAGAAGCUCUCAAGGCAGCUGCCAGGUUUGCAAGGCUACGGCAACAGUUGGCGCUUGCGAGACGCCCGACAGCGCCGACGCCCGUUGCAUACGAGAGAUCAAAUCAUCUGGCGGUGAUCGAACAACAGCGAAGAAUUGUAUUCAAGUUUCGCGAAUGCUUCUCUGAAGUCUCUCGGCUCUCGUGUGAAGGUCGUCGAGGAAGUUCGAGGAUAUCUGGACCGACGUACCCCUGUUGGACUACAAUCUGCAGAUGA